Messenger RNA from Pyricularia pennisetigena, 699 nucleotides. RefSeq lists its product as uncharacterized. The record is from RefSeq and is a predicted model, not a curated record. The transcript has a single exon. NCBI's taxonomy places the organism in Eukaryota, Fungi, Ascomycota, Sordariomycetes, Magnaporthales, Pyriculariaceae. Bases 1 to 699 code for a protein of 232 amino acids.
AUGUGUCUCAUCAGCAUUCAGUACACCGCCUGUGGGCAUUCUGGCAGCCCCUUCAUCCUUGACAAGGACCGCUGUCCGCUCUGGCCAGGGCCGCAGUGUGUGUUCCAUUUCAAGCGCUCAAUGAGCUACGAUGGCCUGCUCAUCACGCCCUACGUCUGCGACCAGUGCCUUGGGCAAUCACAACAGUCACACGAUGACUCCGGACCAGAAAACCUCAACAAUGAGACCAGGGAUCCAGAGGAGGAGCAGCAUACCGAUGACGACACGAUCAGUACAGGCAGCACGUGUAGCCCGCCCCAAGAGCCGAUGCUUUUUGACAGUCUGGAUAGCCUGGACAGCAUAGAAGCCGCCGUCCUGAUCGAGGCGGCGGCGGCGGCUACGUUUCCCGCCGAGAAGAAUACCGCGGCAUUGAGGGUGACCAACGCGAGCACCAAAGCAAGCGGCAAGUCCGACAGGGGCAGCGGCAGUACUGUUCACAACUUGGUCGCAUCUGACCGCGACAAGGAGGUGUUUGGCACCACUAGCAUCUACGAGCGUGUUCCUGGGGAGAUGGCUGUCAAACCAUUUUGCUUCUACGACGAAGCGGAGCAGGCGAUUCACAACUCCAUCCACGAUUACAGCAACCUUCAAGUGGACGAGCUGAUAGAGCUGGUGCUGUCUCGCUGGAACGUGGACAAGGAUUCUGGGGAGGACGUAUGA